Messenger RNA from Emericellopsis atlantica, 908 nucleotides. RefSeq lists its product as uncharacterized. Lineage: Eukaryota; Fungi; Ascomycota; Sordariomycetes; Hypocreales; Bionectriaceae. The transcript has a single exon. Bases 97 to 702 code for a protein of 201 amino acids. The record is from RefSeq and is a predicted model, not a curated record.
ACCACUCCGCUGGUAGGAUCACCCAGAGACUCGGUCGACCGGAAGGGCAUCGCCGUUUGUUCUUUUGUGCCAGGUGAGUGCCUGGAACAAUUGGCCAUGGCGCCCGAGCCGGCAGCGCGCAUCCACAUCCCGCAUCUCGCACCCAGAUGGGCAUGCAUGACGAGACAGAACCCAGAGGUGGCAGUGGAAGAAGUAACAGUCUCAUCAGUUCUCAUGCAAUGCAAGGCCCGGCCGGCGGUUUCGGACCAGAAAUUGGACAUGCCACAUUUGUGGCACCGCAGAAAAGCACAGCGUCAAAAAACAGAACAUCGGCUCUUUCAGGGAGAUCUCAUGCUCACAAGGCGUGUGUCAUGUGCGUUGGUCCUGAUGCUGGAUCACGCCCUUCCCUAUUUCUUUCCCUCCUGGAUCCGCCAUCAUCUUCAAAAGACAUGGUGGCAUGUGCAUUUGGGUUCUUCCAUACUCCACGUCUUACAAACAAACAGUGGUCCUCCUCCCGUGCACCUUUGUGCAUUCAAGACACCAACUGAUGCAGCUUUUGAUAAGUCUCAUGUCGCGCCUCGUAACCGUCCCUCGUGUACGCAAAACAGCGAGGGAUUGUCUGCCUUGGAAGAGGAUCUCGUGCCAUUACUAUCGAAGCCUAUCAUGCCGUCACCACGAACUGGUGUGCGAGUUGUGAUACGGGCAAUCUGUACAAUACGGUAGAUCUCCUUUGGCCACCUUGAUGUUGCCUGCUCCAAGUUGAGCAGACCUCAUUCACGCUCACAAGGCAGACGGGAUGCUCCCUACACCACACAGAGUCAAGGCCGUCCUGUGGAGAUCUCACCAGAGGAUUGAAGCUUGAAAAGAGGCAACUCCCGCACGCGAUGCUCUCGGGUAUGUUUACUAGAGUCAUAACUUGUCCUCGGAAU